AUGAAUCCCAGAACUAGUGGCCAAGAUGUACUAAGAUGUGAUUUCUGCAAGAAUAAUGCAGUUGAGAUGUUUUGCACAAUAUGUCCUUUGAACUUAUGUAAGGAAUGUGUUGGUGGACAUAUCGUAAGUAGUUCGGAGAAACAUUACAACAUCGUUGUACCAUUCUCUGCUAGACAAACUUACCCGCUUUGUAGGAUCCAUCCCAAUGAAAAAUGCGAAGUGCACUGUGUUGACUGUAACGUUCCUGUUUGUACAUCCUGCAUUGUUUCAGACGAACAUACGAAGCACACGUUUCAAAAACUGGAGAAAACGACCGCCCGAGAAAUUUCCAAAGCUGAAGACACUCUAUCAUAUAUUCUCGAGAUACCCGAAUUUAUUGGCAAAAUCAAUACAGGUUUUGAUAAACUUCAAAGUGUGACUUGUCUCGACAGAAAUUCAGAAAAAGAGAUAUGGGUUUGUGGGGAUCGGAGCAAGGAUAUAAAAUGUUUCAACAAUCGCGGAAAGCUCUUGAAAGUUGUUGAAGCAACAUUUAAUGGAGUAACACCAGUUAUGUCAUGGGGUCUUGCAGUUGAUCAUAAUUCAGAUCUCAUGAGCGUUGGCAACACUGGUGAAGUGGGAGUUGUAAGUGUGUUUAAGAAAGAUGAGUGUAUAAACCUUGUAAAAGAUUUUAUUUGGCUUCCAGUUGGAAUCUGCGUAACUGCAUCAGGGGGGAUUUUUAUUCUUCAAGCAUUCAAUACCGAAUGUUAUGAUGAACCACCUAGACCAACAAAACUAACUCGUUAUACAGACACUAUGGGAAAACUAUUUACCAUUAUAUGUGACAAUCAAGGUAAAUGUUUAUUUUCUAGAAGCUUGUUUUUUGCAUCUUUAACAGAAAAUAAAAACUUAGAUAUUUGUGUUGCUGAUAACGCAGAUGGUGCUAUAGUCGUUGUUAAUGAGAGUGGCACGUUUCGAUUUAAAUAUACAGGAAAACAAGGACUUACUAAGUCCUUUAAACCUUAUGGAAUAGCAACAGAUAUGUAUUCUCAAAUUCUAACAACUGACAGGGGCAAUAACUGUAUCCACAUUCUGGACAAAGACGGGCACUUUCUCCGCUUCAUCAAUAACAUUGAUCUGCAUGACCCUUGGGAAUUAUGUGUGGAUAGUAGCAACAAUCUUUAUGUGACUGAACGUUCAGGAGGCAUUGUGAAAAUAAUAAAGUACUUAAGAACAGAUGAUACAUAUAAAAAGUGGAUACCUGGAUUGGCAUAUAUUUUUGACCAAAUUUCUUAA
This is a messenger RNA of Saccostrea cuccullata (small rock oyster), 1272 nucleotides long. RefSeq lists its product as uncharacterized. Bases 1 to 1272 code for a protein of 423 amino acids. The record is from RefSeq and is a predicted model, not a curated record. The transcript has a single exon. Gene Ontology annotation, biological process: proteasome-mediated ubiquitin-dependent protein catabolic process; protein polyubiquitination. NCBI's taxonomy places the organism in Eukaryota, Metazoa, Mollusca, Bivalvia, Ostreida, Ostreidae. Gene Ontology annotation, molecular function: ubiquitin protein ligase activity; zinc ion binding.